Molecule: messenger RNA, 390 nt
Organism: Trypanosoma rangeli
Lineage: Eukaryota; Euglenozoa; Kinetoplastea; Trypanosomatida; Trypanosomatidae
Exons: 1
Coding region: 1-390 (129 amino acids)
Source: RefSeq, a predicted model, not a curated record
AUGGACGGUGGUGCUGCCGUUGCGGAUGGCUCUGUUAGGGCAUGCGCUCAAGCCGAAAGGGCAACCCAACUGGACACCCUCACAAUUCACGCCAAGCGAGCUAACGCAACCGCACCGUUGGGGUUUUCUCUGUAUGGGGAGCGUCCCUCUAUACGCCGACUGGCCGUCUCAGACUACAGGGACGACUCCGAAGAUAAUCCCACCGACAAAAAUGUGAACGACACUCCUUUUUCAGAGGCACUCCGUGCAGCAGGGGUUGUAGAGCCUUGCUGCGUUGUUGGAUGGCGCAUUCUACAGGUUGACGGUGCUGAUGUGACGAGCAGCAGUGACGUCAUUGCACUUCUUAAGGGGAAACAUGCGUUUUCCAUGACACUCGCUCCUCCUGCAUAA